GCCGUCUCCUAGUCUUUUUUCGGCCUUUCAUUUUUAUUUCUUAUAAAAUAAAUAUCUUUCCAUUCAUCUCUCUUCCUAUUUUCUUCGUGUCACUGUAUAUUCAUUUCGCUAUCUUCUUCAUCGUCUAUGGCUACUCAAGGUCAGGUCAUCAUUUGCAAAGCUGCCGUUGCCUAUGAGCCGAACAAGCCGUUAGUAAUAGAAGACGUACAGGUUGCUCCUCCUCAGGCUGGUGAGGUUCGGGUCCAGAUUCUCUUCACUGCUCUUUGCCAUACUGAUGCUUACACCUGGAGCGGCAAGGAUCCUGAGGGCCUUUUUCCCUGUAUCCUUGGUCAUGAGGCUGCCGGGAUUGUAGAAAGUGUUGGAGAAGGGGUGACUGAGGUGCAGCCAGGUGAUCAUGUGAUCCCUUGUUAUCAAGCAGAAUGCAGAGAUUGCAAGUUUUGCAAAUCAGGGAAGACAAAUCUUUGUGGCAAGGUACGUGCAGCUACUGGUGUUGGAGUCAUGAUGAAUGAUCGUAAGAGUCGCUUCUCAAUCAAUGGAAAGCCUAUCUACCAUUUUAUGGGCACCUCCACAUUCAGUCAGUACACAGUUGUACAUGACGUUAGUGUUGCAAAGAUUGAUCCAAAAGCUCCUUUAGAAAAAGUGUGCCUUCUUGGAUGUGGUGUUCCCACUGGUCUUGGAGCAGUUUGGAACACUGCAAAAGUGGAAGCAGGGUCAAUUGUUGCUGUUUUUGGCCUUGGUACAGUUGGCCUUGCGGUUGCAGAGGGAGCAAAAGCAGCAGGUGCCUCGCGUAUAAUUGGCAUAGAUAUUGAUAGCAAAAAGUAUGAUAGAGCGAAAGAUUUUGGAGUUACCGAAUUUGUGAAUCCAAAAGAUCACGAUAAACCAAUUCAGCAAGUCAUUGUUGACCUCACAGAUGGUGGUGUUGACUAUAGUUUUGAGUGUAUUGGAAAUGUUUCUGUGAUGAGGUCUGCUUUGGAAUGUUGUCACAAGGGCUGGGGGACCUCGGUUAUUGUGGGUGUUGCAGCAUCAGGUCAGGAGAUAUCUACUCGUCCAUUCCAGUUGGUGACUGGCCGUGUGUGGAAAGGAACUGCUUUUGGCGGUUUCAAGAGCCGCUCACAGGUGCCUUGGCUUGUAGACAAGUACAUGAAAAAGGAAAUUAAGGUGGAUGAGUACAUCACACAUAAUUUGACUCUUGUGGAGAUCAACAAGGCUUUCGAUUUGAUGCAUGAAGGAGAUUGCCUCCGGUGUGUGCUUAGCGUGCAUGACUAAAGUUAUCAGUUAAUGCCUCCCUAAGCAUUUUCGAAGGCUAGGUGUUGAGGCUUGUCUAGAGUUUUAUUUGUAAGCUUAUCUACUAUGGCCUGUGUUAAGUGUUUUGUAUAAUGGGGUCCAAUGCCCAAUGCCCCUGUUUUGGAUGAUAAGCGAGAACCUGUCAAAUGCAUAGAACUUACAUUUAUAAUAUGCGGUAUCCUCUAAUCAAGUCUCUUGAAUAAAGCUGGUGCUUUUACCUAA
This is a messenger RNA of Ricinus communis (castor bean), 1506 nucleotides long. RefSeq names its product alcohol dehydrogenase class-3. Bases 127 to 1266 code for a protein of 379 amino acids. Gene Ontology annotation, biological process: formaldehyde catabolic process. The record is from RefSeq and is a predicted model, not a curated record. The transcript is spliced from 9 exons. Gene Ontology annotation, molecular function: S-(hydroxymethyl)glutathione dehydrogenase [NAD(P)+] activity; zinc ion binding. Gene Ontology annotation, cellular component: cytosol. NCBI's taxonomy places the organism in Eukaryota, Viridiplantae, Streptophyta, Magnoliopsida, Malpighiales, Euphorbiaceae.